CACCUGCCUUUGCCUCUCAAGUGCUGGGAUUAAAGGUAUGGGCCACCACUGCCCAGCUAACAAAGCAGUUUUUAAUGUACCAUCCUGUAGACAGGACACUAGCAUAGAGAAAAGGCAAAAAUGGCCUCCUGCUGUUUUGACAACAGAUAGUGGUUUUUAAAGUCCCCACAAUCACAAGGAAUUCCUGCCACCUUUUCCUUAAGGCUGGGACUUACCUCUUCUGUAAAGUCCCUACUCAAUUGGUUUGGGACACAAAGCCUUAUCUAAUGAAUAAUUUGGGCCUUGAGACUGCCCCUUUUCUGACGGGGGACAGUGUCAUGCAGCAGGCUGCCCUUAACUUUCUAACUCACAGAGUUCUGAGACUCCUGGGCACCAGCUGCCAGUUAGAGGAGAGAGAAGUCAAGUGCCCUGUUUAUCUGAUGGCCCUCUGAUGAACUUUGAGCCCACCCCAUACUGCAGAUGGACUAUAACAGUUUAUCUCUUCCAACAGGAAUGCAGUCACAAUGAGUCUACUAUUAGUUCCACAAGACAAGAUCGGGGGAAGGAGGGCUGCGAAUGGGCAGGUCUGCAAAGAAACGGGGUAGGCCGGCUCAGAUGAAAACUAGCUCUUUAAGAGCCCAGCGGGUACAGCCUGGUUACUGGUUAAUCUACCUGGCUUAGCUUUGGAAGCGUCCGCCCAUGAUGAUGUCAUCGUCGAUCAGGUUACUCAGGUGGCAUGAGUUUGCCAGUACCAGCUGUGUCAUGAAGAGAAGGAAGUCUCCAGAAACCUGUGCUGGUGGCCCAGGAGUCAGACGGUAUGCACUUCGCAGGAGCUGGAAAGCCUCUGAUUAAGUUCAGGCACUGCGAGAGGUCCAUCUACAGUUUCAGUGUACCCCAGUGCUGCCCCCUGUGCCAGGGGGACGUGGGCUCCGCCAGGAUAGAGGACGCACCUAUCAGCAUCUCAGACCCGUUCUCCAAUGGGCAUCAAGAGAAAUGCUCUUUCCUCCUCAAACCCACGAGAGGGACGUUCCUCAGGGAGUACGAUGGAAAGUCUGAUCUGCACGUUGGACUCACUAACACACGUGGGGUCGUGUAUAACUACAACGCACACGGCAUACAGCGUGACGAGGCGGGGUGGGAGCAGAGUCUCGGCGUUCCUCUAGUGCAGCCCGGCAUGUUUGGACUGAUGGACCAGUGGGACAAGUACUUGGAAGACUUCUCUGCUUCGCCGGCCUGGCUGCCUCACAGGUAUGACGAGAACCACCACAACUGCUCCAGCUUUGCCCUCACCUUCGUUAACUGUGUCCUUGCCAUGGAAGGCAAAGAGCAGCUGGACAAGAGGGAGUUCACGGAGAAGUACGUGAUCCCGAGGACGCGCCUGGCCUCCAAGUACAUCACGCUCUACAGGGCCAUCCAGGAGAGGGGCUUCCACGUGGCUGACCAUCCCCACCCAGUGACAAGCCCCCCUUGAGCAGUCUGUGCUGAAGGCUGUGUGUGUGUGUGUGUGUAUGGUUGGGACAGGACAUUCAGGUUUAUUACCUUUAAAUGGUACUGCAGAUGCCUAACUGUAUUUAACUGUGGCUAAUAAAAAAUGUGUAUGGUUUUCCUUUAAGCAUAUUAUAAAAACGUGUAAAAUUAACAAAAACAAAUAAAAAUUUACAGAACUAAUAAAAUCACAAAGUAUAUUGUUCAGUGGGAGAACCACCUGCCUAUCAUAUAAGAGACCGUAGGUCCAGUCCCCUGUACCACACCCCUAAAUUAAAAAAAAAAAUUAAAUUGCCCUGGGUUUCAAAAAAAAAAAAAAAAAAAAAA
Messenger RNA from Peromyscus leucopus (white-footed mouse), 1791 nucleotides. It is a transcript of the gene Mkrn2os, whose product is annotated as MKRN2 opposite strand. Lineage: Eukaryota; Metazoa; Chordata; Mammalia; Rodentia; Cricetidae. The coding region runs from base 797 to 1450 and encodes 217 amino acids. The transcript is spliced from 4 exons. The record is from RefSeq and is a predicted model, not a curated record.